Molecule: messenger RNA, 6297 nt
Organism: Serinus canaria (Common canary)
Lineage: Eukaryota; Metazoa; Chordata; Aves; Passeriformes; Fringillidae
Exons: 6
Coding region: 1444-4089 (881 amino acids)
Source: RefSeq, a predicted model, not a curated record
CUGCUUUCCCAAAGAGGAGUUGGGGAGGGCUGGGAGGGCUCCUUGGAUCUCCAGGUCCCACAGAUUUGUGGGAAUUUGGGAUUUUUGAUCACUCCCUGCUCCUGCAGUUGAAUUCCCUUGAAUGCCCCAAACAGGAGGAAAUCCAGAGUGGGAAUGUCCUGCCUUGCUUGGAUACAGGAGCAGCACAGACAGCCUGGGAGCCUGGAAUUGAUUUACUAUUGAUUUACUAUUUAUUUACUAUUUAUUUACUAUUUAUUUUAAAAUCUGCAGGAAUAUUAGGCCAGCACGGGGUUUGUUAAUAAUCAAAUACCACAACUGGAAAAUUUAUAUUCAAAAUGCCCAGAGCCUCAAUUUCUCAAAUAAAUUCUAGAUAUGCUUCAUAUUUUUAUAAAAAUUCUCUCUAUAAAUCUAUCUAUAUUUAUAAAUUCUCUCUCUUUAUUUAUCUGCAUUAUUAUAUUUUCUGUAUCUUCACACCCAGCUCACAUUUUCCCCCAUCUCUGUCCCACUUACCUGCAGGUGCAGAUAUUUCUAUUUUCCCUUGAAUUUCUAUUUUCCCUUUUUUCCAAGUGUUUUCCCAAACAAAACAACACCUGCUGUGUGCACAGAGCAUAUGGAAUAUAUGUAUAAAUAUAUAUAUAUAUGUGUGUAGAGUGAGGCAUUGUGGCAGCUGGUACAGGAAUGCAGCUGGAUUUAAUUUCAUUUUUUUUAAAUUUCAUUGAAUUUCAGCCAGGAUUUCACAGAUUUCUCCUGGCUUUUGCUUCAUUUAUUGUUCUGGGAAGCUCCUGGGAUUUGAGGGAUAAGAACUCCUUGUGUUAGUGAGGGCUCCUCCCUUCAAAUUCCAUCAAAAAUCAAUUUGUGCCUUUGCCAGGGAGGGCUCCUUGACCUGGCAGGGAGUGAAGCUCCAGGGUGGGAACAUCCCUGGAAAAUGGGAACCUCCAGAGGCAAAACCAGCUGGGACUGGGACAGAGGAUUUGUCCUCGUGCCCUCUCUCCCAACCUUCUGCUGGUGGCUCCACAGGAAGGGAAUCCCUGAAAUUGCUGUGAAGUGGGGCUAAAAAUGACAAAUUCCAGCUUGAAAAACCACUUCCCUUGCAGGCCCUUGGGUGUUUGGGGUGGGAGGAGUGUCCAGCUGGCCUCAUUCCCUGAGCAGAUCCAUGUGUGGGGAGUUUGGGAUGGGUGGCUGGAGAGAAACCUGGGAAAUGCUCCUGAGCUGAUCCCCAGCUGCUCCUGGGCUUUCAUUUCCCGUGGAUGUCUGUGCUCAGUUUGUCCUUUGGAUUGGUGCAGAUGAGCACAGAGCACAUCAGGCAGGGCUGGGAGAUGGGAAUGUGCCUCUGGGAAUGGCCCUCUGCCCUCUUAGCUCCAAGGUUCUGCCUGGGUGCUGGGAAAACAACCAGGAAAAUGUGGGAAAUGUCCCCAUGGCAGGGGUGGGACCUGCAGGAGCUUUAUGAGCCCUUCCAGCUCAAACCAUUCUGGCAUUCUCUGGGAAUCUUCCACAUUCCCAAGUUAUCCAGGUAUUGGGGUGGGAAUCUCCCACAUUCCCAGGUUAUCCAGGAGUUGGGGUGGGAAUCUUCCACAUUGCCAAGGUGUUAGGGUGGAAUCUUCAACAUUCCCAAGUUAUCCAGGUAUUGGGGUGGGAAUCUCCCACAUUCCCAGGUUAUCCAGGUAUUGGGCUGAGAAUCUUCCACAUUGCCAAGGUGUUAGGGUGGGAAUCUUCAACAUUCCCAGGUUAUCCAGGAGUUGGGGUGGGAAUAUUCCAUGUUUUCUAGGCAUUAGGGUGGGAAUCUUCUCUGUUUCCCAAGUUAUCCAGCAGCUGGGGUGGGAAUCUUCUACAUUCCCAAGGUAUUGGGGUGGGAAUCUCCCACAUUUCCAGGUUAUCCAGCUAUUGGGGUGGGGAUAUCCCACAUUUCCAGGUUAUCCAGCUAUUGGGGUGGGGAUAUCCCACAUUUCCAGGUUCUCCAGCUAUUGGGGUGGGGAUAUCCCACAUUUCCAGGUUCUCCAGCUAUUGGGGUGGGGAUAUCCCACAUUUCCAGGUUAUCCAGCUAUUGGGGUGGGGAUAUCCCACAUUUCCAGGUUCUCCAGCUAUUGGGGUGGGGAUAUCCCACAUUUCCAGGUUAUCCAGCUAUUGGGGUGGGGAUAUCCCACAUUUCCAGGUUAUCCAGCUAUUGGGGUGGGGAUAUCCCACAUUUCCAGGUUAUCCAGCUAUUGGGGUGGGGAUAUCCCACAUUUCCAGGUUAUCCAGCUAUUGGGGUGGGGAUAUCCCACAUUCCCAGGUUAUCCAGGUAUUGGGGUGGGAAUCUCCCACAUUUCCCAAUUAUCCAGGUAUUGGGGUGGGAAUCUUCCCCAUUUCCAGGUUCUCCAGGUAUUGGGCUGGGAAUCUUCCACAUUUCCCAAUUAUCCAGGUAUUGAGGUGAGAAUAUUCCAUGUUUUCCAGGUAUUGGGGUGGGUAUCUCCCACAUUUACCAAUUAUCCAGGUAUUGGGGUGGGUAUCUCCCACAUUUCCCAAUUAUCCAGGUUUUGGGGUGGGAAUCUUCCCCAUUUCCAGGUUUUCCAGGUAUUAGGGUGGGAAUCUUCUACAUUCCCAAGGUAUUGGGGUGGGAAUCUCCCACAUUUCCAGGUUAUCCAGCUAUUGGGGUGGGGAUAUCCCACAUUUCCAGGUUAUCCAGCUAUUGGGGUGGGGAUAUCCCACAUUUCCAGGUUAUCCAGCUAUUGGGGUGGGGAUAUCCCACAUUUCCAGGUUCUCCAGCUAUUGGGGUGGGGAUAUCCCACAUUUCCAGGUUAUCCAGCUAUUGGGGUGGGGAUAUCCCACAUUUCCAGGUUAUCCAGCUAUUGGGGUGGGGAUAUCCCACAUUUCCAGGUUAUCCAGCUAUUGGGGUGGGAAUCUCCCACAUUUCCCAAUUAUCCAGGUAUUGGGGUGGGAAUCUUCCCCAUUUCCAGGUUAUCCAGGUAUUGGGGUGAGAAUAUUCCAUGUUUUCCAGGUAUUGGGGUGGAUGUCUCCCACAUUCCCAGGUUAUCCAGGUAUUGGGGUGGGAAUCUUCCCCAUUUCCCAAUUAUGCAGGUAUUGGGGUGGGAAUCUCCCACAUUUCCAGGUUUUCCAGGUAUUAGGGUGGGAAUCUUCUACAUUCCCGAGGUAUUAGGGUGGGAAUCUCCCACAUUUCCAGGUUUUCCAGGUAUUUGGGGUGGGAAUCUUGCCCACUGCCAAGUUUCCAGCCCUGAGGAAUUGCCAGCCUUUGGUGAGCUGAGGUUGCAGUUUUACAGAGCCCUUCUCCUGGAGGGGUUUUGGCAAUCCAGGGAAUUCUCCCUCCAGGGCUGGAGAUACAGCACCAGUGGUUUCCCAGGUUGGUUUCCCAGGGUGGGAAGAGCUGCAUCCCUUCCUGGUUGGAAUUCCAUAGGGAUGCCCAGGGGGUUUCCUGUUAUCCCCCAAAGCCUUUUUAUCCCCAUGGAUUUUGUGCUCUUGUUCCAAAGGCAGCCCUGGACUGCAGUGUCUCUGUGCAGAAAUGCUGACUGUGCUGCUCACACCCUUCCCAAGCACUGCCUUUUCCAGGAGUUCACUGGGAAUCUUGGUUUAAAAUAUUCUAGUGGAUGUUUACAACCAGUCCAGCCCCUGGAAUCUCAGGCUGUGCCCUCAGCUCCAUGGCAUGGAGAGAACCCCAAACCCCAGUCCUGGCUGAUGGAAUGCUCACCUGGAAUUCUGCACAGGGCAUUCACUGGGAUCAGCUGUGGGACAAUAAACCUGCCCCAGGGCUGGGAAUUUGUUUUUCCUCCCUCCUGGCUUCCUGUAGAACUUGGAAUUUUAUUUUUUACCUGGAUGUUUAUGGGCACUGUGUCCUUUUUAUCCAUAAAAAUAAAUACAGAGCCAGUCAGGUUUUUAGUGCUGGUUUCUGAUCAUGGAAGGCUCUGGAAGGGCUUUGUGCUUUCCAUGGAAUCCUGGAUUGUUGGGCUUGGAAGGACCUCAGAGGCUGAGCUCCAGCCCUGCUCCAUGGGCAGAGAGCUUCCAUUUCAAUGGGGGUUGGCAGAGGUCAGGAAUCCAGGGAAGGGCAGAGCACAGCACUGUUUGCUGGGAGUUUUUCCUCAUUUUUCAAGGCAGGAUUAAAAAUCAGGAAAAUCCCAUCCCCCUCGUUGUUUAACCCCUGGAUAUCAGCAUGUGUGUGCAGGGCUGAGGAGUUUGUGAGGAGAAUUUACACCUGAAAUGAAGGAGGGGAGAGCUGUGCUGGUUCCUGGAUCAGCACAGAGCAGGAUUUCCCUGGAGCUGCUCUGUGCCAUGGAGUGAGGCUGGGCUGAGCCUUGGGAAGGGGUGCAGGGAGAGGCUGUUCCUGCCCUUCCCUGCACAGCAGCUCUGCCAUCUGGGAGCUUUGAGGCCAAGGGCAUUGAAGGAAGGGAUGGUUCAUCCCCAGUGGGUUCCCCAAAGAGCCAGGCAGGAUUUGGGGUUGGGAUCAGCCCUCCUGCAGCUCUGCCAGAACAGAUCCCUGACCUGGUUUAAACCUGGGGGAGCUGCAGAAUGUAAAUAUUUGAUGGCACCACAGCUUCCCUUGGUAAAUCUGCUGCAGCUGAAUCCUGCCAAGCUGUUCCUGAAAUUCACUGGAGAUGUUUGGAGUUCUCCCUUCUCCUGGAGGUUGCUCAGUUGGGUUUGUGCAGAACCCCCCAGUGCAGGCAGAGCUGGGUUCUGGUCAUGUCCCAGUCCUGGGAAGGGAGGGAGGGAUUUCAUUUCAUCCCAGUUGUCUCCAUGCUGUCACUCACCCUGGGGCUGCUCCUUCUUUGGGCAGGGAGGACACCCCAGUGCCUCACCUGAAGCAUUGCAUCAACAUGGGGCAGGUUGGCAGCAUUUAAAUGGUUAAAUGUGGAUUUUUUUUAAGCUUUUUUGGUUGCUCUAGAGAGAAAACUUCCAUGUUUUUUGAGUCCUGGAAGGAGCUUUCUCCAUGGAUGGAGUCAAUACCCCAGACCUGAAUUUCUGCCCUGUUUUUAUCCCUGUCAGAAGCAAUAGCUGCUGGUGGUUUGAAAGGAUUCCUGCAGAAUUCAGGGAAAUUCCCACCUGGGCUCUGUGUGUUGGGAUCUGUGGGAUGGUGGCACAACAGGGACAAGGAGGAUUUAGGGCAAAUUCUCAAUUCAGAAAGGUGGCACAAGAGGGAAAUGAGGAUUUAGGGCAAAUUCUCAAUCCAAAAUCACCUCCCAGGUUUGGAAGCAGCUUUUCCUGGUGGGAGCCACCCCUCUGGGCAGAUCCCAAGUGAUUUCUCCAAGCCAGGAAUGCAGAAUUAAUUCCAUCCCUGGUCCAUGUUUGGUUUGUGCUCACAUCCAGGUGUUUGGGCUCCUCCUGCUGAGGAGUUUGGGAUCCUGGCUCUGCACUCACUCUCAGUUUUGGGGUGGAUGUGCUUUGCUUCCAGCCAGGCUGAGGAUGGUGCACAAUUCCACCAAUGUAUUUUAUUUUAUCAUUAUUUAUGGGAUAAAAAAGAGCCUUUGGAGCUUCUUCCAGCUGUCUUGAACUUGGGGUUGAAGUUGGCAGCUAGAAAACAAAAUUUAUCUUUUGAUUCAAGUGUGGGGCACCUUCUGCUGGGACCUUGUAAGGCUUGGAACCAUUUCCAAAUUUAUUCUGAAUAAAUUUUUAAAUUCAAAAUAAAAAAAUUUAUUCAAAAUAAAUUUAUUUCUUUUUUAUUUCAAAAUUUAAUUUGCAACUCAGAACAAAAAAAAAAAAAAUCCCUCUCAAAUCCAGAAAUCUGAAUUGUGAACAAAGCCACAUCGAGCUCCCUCCUCCUCAACCUGUUUUUUAGGGGACCAGAGGCACCAACAGGAGAAUUAAUUGCUGUAUUGAUGGAAAAUUUCAAUUAUUACCUCCCUGGCUCACAAGUGGAGAUUAAUGUCACGAUACCAAGCUCAUAGAAAAUAUCUGUUGGGAAAAAUAUAUUUAUAUUAUAUAUACAUAUUAUUAUAUAUAGAUAAUAUAUGUAUUAUAUAUAGAAAAUAUAUAUAAAAUAAAUUUUAAAAAAUUAAAAAUACAUUUUAAAAAUCAAAUGUUGAGCUUAAAUUUGUGUUCAAACUUGCCCUUCUAAACCCACUUCACCAGCUGGGGGAGCUGCCCUGAGCUCCUGGGCAGGAUCCAGCAGAAGUUUGGGGUUGCCCUACAGGGCUGUCCUGCAUUUCCAGGAUUCCUGGGAUUGGAGGGGAUGGAGCCCAGGCUGGGAGUGGUGCCUGCUUCUUUUAGAGCUUAUCGAUGGCUUUGGCUCCUGGCUCCAUAAAUUCCAGCUUUCUCAUGUAAAAAAUACAUUUCUUGGGCUUGUUCUGCUCAUGUCCCUCUGUUUCUCCUUGCAGG